AUGUAUAUUUCUAUAUAAUUAGACCUCGAUAAAUAAGUAGACUUUGCUGAUCACUAUGAACCAAUAUUCGAGGUAGAGAGCAAUCUCUAUAGAGAAGUUAAAGAUAAAAAACAUAGAAGAGCAAUAUUGAAGGUUAGUCCAAAAUAAAAGGCACAAAAUAACAUUGGUUCGAGUAAUGAUUAUUAUAUGAUUAAGUCUGAUGGGCCAUUAACUAUCAGCGAGGAUCAACCAUCAAAAGAAAUGAAUUCCGAAAGUACAUUAAUACUUCAUAAUGCUAUUCUUGCAUAAUCUAGACAAGGUGGGAGAUUGAAAAAUGAAUUCAACUAGAUUGAGAAAAAAAUUUAGUGGAUGAAUAUUCUAGACCAGAAGAAUGUGGAUGGGGAAGAGAGGAAAAAACGCAGACAACUUAAAGUUUUACAGAUUUAUAACGGUAAAAAUAUUUAAGGAAUCGAUAUGAAUUUGAACUAACGAAAUUCACCAAUGAAUACCUCUCUUCGUGAAAAAUCACAAAUAAGAGCAUCUUAGAAUAGCGACUAUAGGCAUACAGUUAACUAGAAUUAAAGUAUAACAAGAAAUAGUAAUAUAAAGCAUAGGAGUAACAUUAAGAUAAGAAAUAUCCCUUAGGGUGAAAAUAAAUCACAGGAUAGGUCUCAAAAUUAGCAAUUAACAGCUUAAUAUGAUAGUGCACAGCUAGCAGCUGAACUCAUGCAAAGACGAAAGCAGAUUCAGAAGGUUUUAAAACAGCAAAUAUAUGAGCGUUAAGGAAACUAAAGUGACAUUAAUAAUAAUAAUAUUAAUCAGAGCACAAUAAGCCAAAAUAUUACUAUAGAUGAAAAUAGUAAAUUGAUAAAGGACAAUACUUAAAUCUCACUCUAACUUAACAAUGAGUCAUAUUCCUCUUAAACAAAGCCAUGCAUUCAACCAGAGAGAGAAUAUCAGAUUAGAGUUAGCUCAAAAUUAAAACUCAGAAAUAAUCAGAUAAUCAAUCAAAGUGCUCAAUAAGGGAAGCCAAUUAAAGCUUAAAAUAUCCGUAGAGUCAAUAUUGAUGCCACAAGAAGUGCGCAAAUUUCAAGGGAAAAUUCCCCAAAUUAAGGCAGAAUUUUUAUGCAACAGCUAAAGUAAAGGAAAAUAAACUAAUCUAAUUAGGAAGCAAUAGCGAAUGUUGUAAAUUCAAAAUCAUCACUUGGAAGUACCCUACCCAUUACAAUUCAGAUUAGUGAACCCAUAAAUUAAAAUGAGAUCCACAAUAAUUAAAAAUUUUUGCCUCACAGAGUAAGAAUGUCUCCAUCUCCUACUCCAAAAAGUCAAGUUGAGUCCCUUUUGCCAAAAUCAAUGCAACAGCAUAAAAGACCUAAUUUUUAAGAUAAUAUCAUUCCAACGGUCUAAGUUAACUAUUAGAAAGAUGGAGAUAUAGGAAUACUAACAACACUAAAGACACCUCAAUCUAGCAAAUUCCAAAACCAAAACUACCUUAAUACCCCUAAUAAUUUUUCCUCUGAGAUAGGUGUAAAUGGUAAUUUCACCGCUAUUCCUUCUAAUCGUGCUGGGAGUAAAUUAAGUCACUAAAGCAGCAAUAGAACUUAAAUGUUCUAGUAAUGCUAUUAGAAUGCUUUAUAAGAUUUUCGAUAGAAAUCAAGCAAAAGAUCAGGGGCAUAGAGCAACCCUAAACAUAGAUUAAUUUAGAUGUACUUUAUUCUUGAUAAUAGCAACCACACUGACGUCUGGUAAUCAAAUGGUUUCAUCAGAAAGAAUAGAAAGUAACAUGGUGAGCUUAGGAAUAUCGAAGGAUAUCCUUAGCCCGUAUAUAUGCAAUAAAAUAUGAGAGAGGAAAUGAAUAGGACUAUUCUUUGA
Messenger RNA from Stylonychia lemnae, 1851 nucleotides. The record is from the annotation of a GenBank genome assembly. Lineage: Eukaryota; Ciliophora; Spirotrichea; Sporadotrichida; Oxytrichidae.